UGGAUCCCCUAAUCCAGAUCUGCCUAACUACCUAGCCAAUAGGUGGCAAUCCUGUUCUCCACCCAACCCAGACAAACCAGUUCAUGAGCGCCUUCAUCUUGAAGUCCCACCAGCAACAACAUGCCGUCACGGAACCUUAUAGGAAAAUUUUAAGAGCCAGAGAAAGUGGUCCUUCUCUGAGGAGACAGCAGCGAUGGGGAGUGGAAUCAGUGCUGAGGACAAAGAACUUGCCAAGAGGUCCAAGGAGCUGGAAAAGAAGCUGCAGGAGGAUGCUGACAAGGAAGCCAAGACUGUCAAGCUGCUGUUGCUUGGUGCUGGAGAGUCAGGAAAGAGCACUAUCGUCAAACAGAUGAAGAUCAUUCACCAAGAUGGCUACUCACCCGAAGAAUGCCUCGAGUUCAAGUCUGUCAUCUAUGGGAACGUGUUGCAGUCCAUCCUGGCUAUCAUCAGAGCCAUGUCCACACUAGGCAUUGACUAUGCUGAACCAAGUUGUGCGGAUGCCGGUCGGCAGCUCAACAACCUGGCUGACUCCACUGAGGAGGGGACCAUGCCUCCUGAGCUGGUGGAGGUCAUCAGAAAGUUGUGGAAGGACGGUGGAGUUCAAGCCUGCUUUGACAGGGCUGCAGAGUUCCAGCUCAAUGACUCGGCAUCUUACUACCUGAACCAGCUGGACCGGAUUACAGACCCUGACUACCUCCCUAAUGAGCAGGAUGUGCUUCGAUCUAGGGUCAAAACCACGGGCAUCAUCGAGACCAAGUUUUCUGUUAAAGAUUUGAAUUUCAGGAUGUUUGAUGUGGGAGGACAGAGAUCAGAGAGGAAGAAAUGGAUCCACUGCUUUGAGGGAGUCACCUGCAUCAUUUUCUGUGCUGCUCUCAGUGCCUAUGACAUGGUGCUGGUGGAAGAUGAUGAAGUGAAUCGCAUGCAUGAGUCUCUGCAUCUGUUCAACAGCAUCUGUAACCACAAGUUCUUUGCGGCUACUUCCAUUGUUCUCUUUCUCAACAAGAAGGACCUCUUUGAGGAAAAAAUUAAGAAAGUCCACCUCAGUAUUUGUUUUCCGGAGUAUGAUGGAAACAACUCCUAUGAGGAUGCCGGGAAUUAUAUCAAAAGCCAGUUCCUUGACCUCAACAUGAGAAAAGAUGUCAAAGAAAUCUACAGUCACAUGACCUGUGCUACAGACACACAGAAUGUCAAAUUUGUGUUUGAUGCAGUUACAGACAUUAUCAUCAAGGAAAACCUCAAGGACUGUGGGCUCUUUUAAGGCUCAGUUCCUCAGGUAGCCUCAAGUCUGAGACUUCAGAAAAUUAGUCACCAUGAACCAGAUCAUAUAAGCCCAUUCUGCUGGAGAUACAGAGGGCAUGCUUAUAAUUGUUUUUCAAGUAAUAUGGCUAGUACACUUUAAAGAACACAUUGCCAGAGAUCCUAAGGCCCAGGUUCCAGUACUGGUUCUGCUUAGUACAAGAAUAGAAAUGCUUCAUUUCUUUUAAGCAAAAGUCCCUCAUCUAUAUAAUAAAGGUUAGCUUCCCCACCUACUUUACAGAGUCAUUCUGAAGAGCACAAAUCUAAUAGAGGAGAAAGCACAUGAAAGCUGCUGUGGCUGGCCAUGGAAAGCCACCAUGAAGGCUGCAACCGAGAGACCACCACACUGGGUUAUUAGAAUGCUCUCUCUCAAAGCCUAACAGCAAACCUUCCUUACACUGAGAGAUGAACCAUUAACAAUUAGACAAGUUCCUGUGUGUUUACUGGCAGGUGUAUAUGCCUCAGCUCAGAGACCUGGAUCACAGGACGGAAGAUGUGAGCCUGCUCGUUCCUAAAAAACUCAUUCAGAAAUUACCACCUUUAUUAAAAACAAAUUAUCCCUCC
This is a messenger RNA of Meriones unguiculatus (Mongolian gerbil), 1860 nucleotides long. It is a transcript of the gene Gnat2, whose product is annotated as G protein subunit alpha transducin 2. The transcript has 9 exons. Gene Ontology annotation, cellular component: photoreceptor outer segment; heterotrimeric G-protein complex; photoreceptor inner segment. Gene Ontology annotation, biological process: detection of chemical stimulus involved in sensory perception of bitter taste; adenylate cyclase-modulating G protein-coupled receptor signaling pathway. The record is from RefSeq and is a predicted model, not a curated record. Bases 194 to 1258 code for a protein of 354 amino acids. NCBI's taxonomy places the organism in Eukaryota, Metazoa, Chordata, Mammalia, Rodentia, Muridae. Gene Ontology annotation, molecular function: GTP binding; G protein-coupled receptor binding; G-protein beta/gamma-subunit complex binding.